UGUACGCUUGGUACGAAUUUUGGUCAAAAUAUCAUAAAAUGUUGGACAAAAAGUCGCCUUUCUAAUAAAAACCUAAGAAAUGCAUCGAAAGCAAACGAAUGUUUGAAGUUGUACAACGAGUGGUAAUAAUUCGUGAUUUUGAAAACAGAAAUCUAGGUCAUGAGUGAACAUCUUGAAACAUUUCUUUCCAAUAUCAGCAGUCUUAAUGAUGACGAUGAUGAAUAUCCUGUUUCUUGUUAUGAUGUAAAGGAAGCAUUUCAAACAAUGACUUCUAAUGAGGAUUUGGAUUUUGAAGAGAUUGCUGAAGGUUUUCAUACGGAUUUAGAUGCAUUUAUGUCUGUGUUAGACGAUUACCCCUCAUCAGAAAACGAAGAUUCACAAAACAAAAAUUUGAUCAAGACAUCCGAGCAUUGUGUACAGGGUGAGAGCAUGUCUAACUCUCAGUCUGAGAACGAAUUUAUUGAGGUGUCAAGUUCUUCGGCCUCAAGAUCAACAAAUAUGAUACUUAUGGAUUUUGAUCCUGAUGAUGAACGCAAUAAGAUUAUUUAUGAUGUACCUGGCAGCAAUGACCUGUCUUCACAUUCCUCCCGAAAAAGCGACAAUGUUAAUGUUAAAAAAGAGCACGAAUUUGUAGAUAGGCUAAUUCUACAAGUUCCUCUUGGUUUGCCAAAAGAAUCCGUAGGAACGAUUGAAAAGAGAAAUAGAAAUAGAUCAACCGGUAAGAAAGAUGUGCAUUUAGAAAAUAAUUACUCCAAAAACGUUGCAACGAUUGAAAAAACGAAAAGAAAAAUAUUAACCGAUGAUAAAGAUGCGCAAAAUAUAUCAAACGGCGAUAAAGAUGUGCAUGAAGUGGAAGAUCAAGUUAAAGACUCGCAGAGCUCAAAAGAUAGUGAUGAAACACUGGAUCUAUCAACGGUGGAGAUUAUUAAAUCCGAAGCCGAAAAUCCUAAAAUGAUGGUGGAUCAGCGGCUGUCAUCGCCGACACAAAACAAAGUCGAACAAUUGGUGAACGAUUCUAAACAGACUCUGAAGAAUUUGGUCGAAUAUAAUCAUAAAUUUACGAAAACAAUUAGAGAUCCUUAUGACGGAGAUAACAAGACGGAAGGUAAAAGCCGCGAUGAUGAAAACAAAGAGUCGCUUGAGAAGCAAAAGAAAUUUCUAGCUCCUCAGAAAAGUGCGGAACAGCUAGGAUGGAAUUCGAGCGAUGAAGAUGUGAAAAUAAAUGGAGACGAGGUUUCAAAUAAGUAUCGAGCGAAAACAUUAACCAAGAGACGUACUGCUUGGACAGAAGACGAAAUCGGAUUUAUAAGAGAUGGCAUACGCCUAUUUGAUGUAGGUGACUGGGCAGCAAUCCGCGAUCAUUUUCCUUUUCAAGAUUGUCAUAAAAAUAGUGUCGCAAUCAAGGAUAAAUACCGAAAUAUGAAAAAGAAUGGUGAAACGUUUGGAGAGAAACCUAAAAAAGAACGUAAGAAGGGCGGCAAAAAGGCGCGUGCGCCCAAAUAGGGAUAUGCGACGUCUUUUAUUCGCUAUUCUAACGUUCAUGUCUAAUUCUGCCUAUUAACUGUAUAUAACCACUUUAGUGUAUUAAAAUAGCUUAGCGUGUUAGGGUGGGAUUUGACCCUACACCAUUUUGUUUAUAUAACAUUUUAAGACAUUAGGCCCUUAUACCUCCGGUAUGUAUAGACGCAGCACGGUUAAUUUCAUAUUGUAAAAAAUGCGAUUCAUUGCGAUAUUAUUCCGUGAGAGGCAAUAAAUAGUGUUUUUACAGUCAAUGAACCCUGGAAAUAUGCAUUGUAAGCCCGGGUAUACGAGGCUGACAUGUUAGUAUAGGCGAUAUAGCAUAGUUUCGAGUGCAAUUAUGGAUAAGUGCAGCUAGUCUAACCCUUACCUACACUGCAGCCCUUGUCAACAAAGGGGACUUGCCAUGUGACAAGUCAGUUCAGUCGAGAUUUUCCAAACUCAGUUCACUCCGUGUUUUACAAUUCUGUCAACAGUCCAGAUCACGUUUUGUAUAUGUACUUUUGUAUUACGGCUCGAAGUGUGUAACUAAUAGCCCACUUGCGAGUUGCGUGAAAUGUAGGAGAAUGGUGCCGAAACUCAAAAUGAAAAC
This is a messenger RNA of Dendronephthya gigantea, 2110 nucleotides long. RefSeq names its product telomeric repeat-binding factor 2-like. The record is from RefSeq and is a predicted model, not a curated record. Gene Ontology annotation, biological process: protection from non-homologous end joining at telomere. Bases 160 to 1503 code for a protein of 447 amino acids. Gene Ontology annotation, cellular component: chromosome, telomeric region; nucleus. Lineage: Eukaryota; Metazoa; Cnidaria; Anthozoa; Malacalcyonacea; Nephtheidae. Gene Ontology annotation, molecular function: telomeric repeat DNA binding. The transcript has 8 exons.